AUAAUAUAGCAGAAGUUGUAGAAGAGUAUAAGGUAUAAAUAUAUAAAUCAUGAUUAUCCAUUUAUUUAUGUAAUGCAUAUUAAAUAACGCCUAUUCUAGGCUAGACAACAUGUUGUUUAGCACUGUGUAAGAAAAAUGAAUAAAUUAGUUUCUUCUCUCAAAAAAUUGGUGGAAACAAUAGACAUGAAAAUAGAUAAUUUAAUGCUAUAUAAUGUAUCUGGUAAUACAAUUAAAGAGGAAAAUAUAGAAGAAUCAUUUGAUAAAAUAUGAUACAUGCAAGGUAAGAAGUUUUUGGUAUAUUAAGAAGGUUGGCUUUUAAGGAAGUUAGCAAAUUACUGUUGUUUACUAACAGAGGAGCUAGGAAUAGAUUAUUUGAAUUUAAAUUCUUUCUCCACUUGUAAACUUGGUGACCAUGAGUGUGAUCUCUCUAAGCACUGGUUGAUGCAUCUAUCAUGCAGAUAAAAAUAGAACCUAACUCAGAAUUGUUGUAAGGAAUGAUGAGAUAAUUCAUAUACCUGGUGCAUAGUUUGUACUAAGUAAACAUUUGCCAUUAUUAUUCUAUAAUCAAAGAGAGUGUUAAAGAGGAUUUUAAGCAGAAUUAUGUAGUCAAAACUUUUUUAAAUGGAGCAUACUAAAAAUGUUAAGGAGAAUAUUUUGAAGAACAUGGACAUAAAGCCUUCAGUAAUGUGUAGCAGUAACUGAUGUUUGUGGAAGAGGCUUAGGCAACGUUGAACGUUAUGGAUACGGCAGGCUCUAUCUAUGGUGUGAAUGGGGGCACCCCUGGGAGAGCAUAUAAAAUAGAUAAAUCAUUUGCCUGAAGAUAGAAUUACAUGGAACACAAACAUUUAGGGCAUAGUAUCAGAAAAACAGAGGCCUAUGAAGGAGAUAAAGAAGAAAUGGCCAGUGAUGUCCUUGGUAAUAGGCAUAAUCACAACCUAGAAAUGGGUGACAAGAGGAAGAAUGAGUAAAAACCAGGCUCCACCAAAGGCCUAUAUUAGGAGAACUCAUAAUAUGGUGGUUGAUAAGUUAGGGAUGAUGCUAAACUAAACGUUACUUUCACAGUGCCAUGAGUUCCCAGAAAAUAAUGUGCUCCAUCAUAUUCCUUUAAGUUAAAUACCAACUUGAUUAAUAUGAGAGCUGGUUAUGGUAUUAGAGAAAAGUGUAACCAACAUUUUUUUUUCUUUUUUCUUAAAGGAUUUUGCAGAGAAGGAGAAGUCCACAGCAAAGGCCCUGGGUGAUGUAAAGGCAAACUUUUACUGUGAAUUAUGUGACAAGCAGUAUCACAAACACCAGGAGUUUGACAAUCAUAUUAAUUCUUAUGAUCAUGCUCAUAAGCAGAGACUUAAAGAAUUAAAGCAACGGGAAUUUGCUCGAAAUGUAGCUUCUAAGUCUUGGAAAGAUGAAAAGAAACAAGAAAAAGCACUUAAACGACUUCAUCAGUUGGCUGAGUUAAGGCAGCAAUCUGAAUGUGUUUCUGGGAAUGGACCAGCAUACAAAGCCCCCAGGAUAGCCAUAGAAAAGCAACUCCAGCAAGGAAUUUUCCCCGUUAAGAAUGGCAGAAAGAUAUCAUGCAUGAAGAGUGCACUUCUCCUUAAAGGAAAAAAUCUUCCUAGAAUCAUUUCCGAUAAACAGCGGUCCACCAUGCCAAAUCGACACCAAUUACAAGCAGACAGGUGUUAUUUGUUUGGAAAUCGGAUACCGCAAACAUCUUCAGAUCUCAGCAAUGCAAAUCACAGAACAGGAGUAUCAUUUUCUUUUUCCAAAAAAGUGCACCUAAAAUUAGAGUCUUCAGCAUCAGUUUUCAGUGAGAACACCGAAGAAGCCCAUGAUUGUAACAAGUCACCCAUUUAUAAAACAAAACAAACUGCAGAUAAAUGCAAGUGCUGCAGGUUUGCAAAUAAAGAUACACACCUUACCAAGGAAAAAGAGGUAAACAUCUCACCAAGCCAUCUGGAAAGUGUUUUACACAAUACCAUCUCCAUAAACUCUAAAAUUUUGCAAGACAAAAAUGACUCUAUUGAUGAGACACUAGAAGAUUCAAUUGGCAUUCAUGCUUCGUUCUCUAAAUCUAACAUUCAUCUUUCAGAUGUAGAUUUUACUCCUUCCAGCAGAGAAAAAGAAACUAGAAAUACAUUGAAGAACACUUUAGAAAAUUGUGUUAAUCACCCAUGCCAAGCAAAUGCUUCCCUCAGCCCACCAAACAUUUACAAGCAUAGUGAUGCCAGGAUAUUUGAAUGUCUGGAUGAGUUUUCAUCACCAGAGCCAAGUGAGCAAAAGAGUACAGUGCAUCUGAAUCCAAAUUCCAGAAUAGAGAACAAAGAAAAAUCUUUAGAUAAAACAGAAAGAGUUAGCAAAAAUGUUCAAAGACUUGUAAGAGAAGCAUGUACCCAUAAUGUGACAUCUAAAUCACUGCCUUUUCUCCACGUUCAAAGCAAGGAUGGCCACACCACUCUUCAAUGGCCUACAGAACUUCUGCUGUUUACAAAAACAGAACCCUGUAUCUCUUAUGGCUGCAACCCACUGUAUUUUGAUUUUAAGCUUUCUCGGAACACAAAGGACGGCCACAAUCCAAAGGACUUAAAAACAGAAUUGGGUGAGAAGCCCUUGGAAGUGAAGACUAAAAGAGAGAGCCAAGUCUCAGGUUUAAUCAAAGGCCAACAAAAAUUGAACCAAGAAGAGAAUGAAUAUCUGAAACCAAAGAUGAUGAUAGGUAAUCUGGAUUGGGAAAAAUUCCAAAGAAAAUAUAAUUUGGACUACAGUGAUUCUGAGCCAAAUAAGCGUGAAUAUAGUUUUAGUGCAAAUGAUUUGGAAAUGAAAAAUCCUGAAGUGCCUCUUUACCUCAAUAUGUCUCUAAAGGAUUGUGCUGGAAAGAAUAACCAUAGUGAGAAUGAACUUAAAGAACCCACAGGGGCGCAUUGGCAAGGCUGCAGAAAGGUAGUUCUAAAUGAUACGGAUGAGGGCCUAUCUUUUCCUACCUACAUCUCUAGGACUAAAAAGCAUAAACUGAUUUCUUGCAAUCCUCGAUCACAGUUUGAAGAUGAAAGGCAAUUCAACUGCAAGUCCAGUCCUUAUACGAUAGAGGGUCACAGUGACCAUGGGAAAGACUUCCGUGUAAUUCUGAAGAGCAACCACAUCAGCAUGACCAGCAAGGUUUCUGGAUGUGGAAACCGAAGAUACAAGAGAUGCUCUCCAAAGUCUUCUUUGAAUAGGCAUUCUUACCCUUCGGAAACAUCCCCUAGCAGCAUGUCCAGCCUCAGAAGUACUUGUUCAAGUCAUAGAUUCAAUGGUAAUAGCAGAGGUAAUUUGCUCUGCUUCUGUAAAAGACAACACAGUUCAGUUGAAAGGCACAAACGGAAAUGUCGAAAGCACAACUGUCUCUACUUGUCUGAUGAAAUAACUAAGAGCAACCAAAUGCCAUCUGAAACACAGAAAGAGAGAAACUGCAAAUUGUGGGAAUCAUUUAAAAAUGAAAAAUACUCAAAACGUAGAUAUUGUCACUGCAGAGAAAGACAAAAACUGGGCAAAAAUCAACAACAAUUUUCAGGGCCAAAAUCUACAAGAAUCAUUUAUUGUGAUUCUAACUCACAGAUUUCCUGUACUGGAAGUGGUGAAAAACCACCUAAUUGCCAGGGAACUCAGCAUGACAGACUGGACUCUUACUCAAGAGAGAAAAUUUAUUACUUGAAUAAAAGCAAGAGAAAUCAAGAGUCUUUGGGCAGCCCCCACAUUUGUGAUCUUGGAAAAGUCAGGCCCAUGAAUUGUAACUCCGGGAAUAUCAGCUGCCUUCUAAACAACUGUUCCAGUGGCCCUCCAGAAAGCACAGAAUUAAACAUUACAGAAGCAGAGAGGACCCCUCUAACAGCAAAAAGCCUUUUAGAAAGAGUACAAGCCAAGAAAUGUCAGGAAAAAUCAAGCAAUGUUGAGGUCUCUUCAAGCAGUUGUAAAAAUGAAUUAGAGGCUCAUUCGCAAGUCCCAUGCACAAUUCAGCUUGUACCAUCAGGCUGUAACAGAGAAGAAUUGCCUUUGUCUGAAAAAAUACAGUAUGCAAGUAAGAGCAGAAAUGAUCAAGACAGUGCAAUUCCAAGGACUACAGAGAAAGACAAAAGCAAAAGUUCACAGACAGAUAGUUGUACAAUUUUAGCAGACACUGAUUGUGAUAACCAUCUUUCUAAGGGUAUAAUUCACCUGGUAACAGAGUCUCAGUCACUAAACAUAGAAAGGAAUCCAAUAGCAAAACAACAAUCAAAACUUUUAAUUGGUGAAAUCCAACCUUUUAUUCAAAGCUGUGACCCAGUGCCAAAUGAAUUCCCUGGUGCUUUUCCAUCUAAUAGGUAUACUGGUGUUACUGAUUCCACAGAGACCAAAGAAGACCAAAUAAAUCUAGACUUACAGGAUGUAAGCAUGCAUAUAAAUCAUGCGGAGGGAAAUAUAAACUCUUCCUAUGACAAAACUAUGCAGAAGGCUGACAAAGUCGAAGACGAAUUAGAAAUGUAUCAUAAAUCUAUCUCUCCCCCUUUAAUUCAACAGCCCAUAACAUUUUCUCCUGACGAAAUAGAUAAAUAUAAGAUCCUACAGCUACAAGCCCAGCAGCAUAUGCAGAAGCAACUCCUAUCAAAGCAUCUUCGAGUUUUGCCUGCUGCAGGACCUGCCUUCUCUCCGGCCUCAACCAUACAGACCGUUCCAGUUCACCAGCACACUUCUGUCACCACCAUUCACCACACAUUCCUGCAGCAUUUUGCUGUUUCUGCUUCCUUAAGUUCUCAUAGCAGUCACCUCCCUAUUGCUCAUCUUCAUCCUCUUUCACAGGCACAUUUCACUCCUAUUUCAUUUUCGACUCUGACUCCAACCAUUAUCCCUGCACAUCCCACCUUCCUAGCAGGUCAUCCCCUGCAUUUAGUAGCAGCUACCCCCUUCCACCCAUCUCACAUAACACUUCAGCCCCUGCCCCCUACAGCAUUUAUUCCUACACUGUUUGGCCCUCACUUAAACCCAGCCACAACUUCUAUCAUCCACUUGAAUCCUUUAAUCCAACCGGUAUUCCAAGGUCAAGAUCUUUGCCAUCAUUCUUGCUCUAGCCAGAUGCAACAGCUAAAUGAAGUAAAAGAGGCCUUAAAUGUGUCCAUGCACUUGAACUAAUAAGUGUUAAAGUCCCUCUUGUGGAUAAUUUUUUUUAAUUUUCACUAUCUAUAAAAUAAUAUAUUUAAAACAGUCUAUCAAUUAUAAGAUUUAAAAUAUUGCUGCCAAUUCAAAAUGUGACCAAUACAUAAUUAUGACCUGAAUUGCCAAUAUUAAAACAAGAGCAUUUUAAUAAUUUUUUAGCUUGCCAAAAUAAUAGGCAAAUUUAAAAUAAUUUUAUGAAAGGGUAUAGGGAAGAGGGAAAAGGGUGAAAGAUUUGUUUUGGAUGGGUUUUCACGUAAUGUUAUAAAAUAGCAACAGAAACCAUUCAAGCAGAGCAUUAAAAUUAAAAAGAAAAAUCAAAUGAAAUAUGGCACCCUGUAUUCUAAGUGUUUGUUAUGAGAAUGAAUGAGUGUUGAUUUGGCUUAUUUGUUAGAUAAUAAAAGGUCAGUGAAAUGAAGCGAUUAUUAAAAGUAAUUUCUAUGGUUAACUACUAAGUUUUCAAUUAAUGUACUCCGUUACUGUAUUUUCAUAGGAAAUAAGAACAAAACAUUUUCUGAUUAGGUUGAAAUUAUACUUCAGUAAAAACAAUCUUUAUAGAUUGUACUUUUGAGUUUCUGUGAAAAAUAAAUUUCCUCCUUCAUUUCACAUAAAUCUAUGUCAAGAUAAUUUUGUAAGUAUAAGAAUCAGCAAAAUCUAAAACUAAGAAUGUUUAACUUUUGUAUUAAAAAAGAUACAACUAUCAUUAGUAUUUGAUAAAGCAAACUCUAAAAUGUACUCAGAAUAACCUUUUCAAUAUAUUGGUCAAUCUAUCAAAUAGUACAGGAAUUAAGAUGUUAAGUGUUUAUUAUUCUUCUACUCAAAAGUUUUACUAUGUUCAGCUAAUAUACCUGUAAGGAUAGAAGUAAAGGUUUGAAAAUGUCGAUGUUUUUACAUGUUUCUUGAAGAUAUUAAAUAUCUGGUGUGUUUUAUUCAAUUGUGCUAGAUAUUUAUGGAACAAUGAAUGAUGAUGAAUAAAAUCACCAUACAUGUAAUUUUGCAAACAAUUUCAAACAUUCAAAAUGGUUUUUGGCCCACAAAAUUUUUAUUUCAUACAUCUAUAUUGGUGCAUGAUCCUAGAGUUAGGUUUAUUAUUUUAUGUUCUUAAGCUUGAGUUUCAGAGAAAUCAAACUUAACAGAAAUGGAGGUGGUCAUUUAUCUAAUAAUGCUGCCUAUACGAAGAUGCAAACUCCUCUACCACUAGAAGAUUAGAGGAUGUCUUCUUCAGCCUUGGCUUCAAAAUGAAGACAGCUAUAUUUACUUAAGGUCUGUUGUGAUUCAGGUAGAGUCACCCUAACCACUGGUUUGCAUUAUCUUCUUUACUUUUCACAACUGUAUUUUUAAAUCAGUAUUAUGAUUCCUUAUUAUAGAUAAGGAAAAUGAAGUAGAAAAGUUAAAUACUAAAUGCUUGGUAAACAGUAGGAAAGGACAUCUUUGAUUCAGGAGAGACGGUGAGAGGUGAGAGGUGAGAGAGAAAGAGUGGAGAGAAUAAAAAGAAUAAAAGGAGAUAAAAUAAAUUUGAAGUUUUAACAGAAAGAAAAACUGUAGUUUCUAAGAUAUCAUCAGAAACUUGUGAGAUAAGAGUUCUGAGUGGUAUGUAACAGUGACAAAAUCUAAUUAAUUUAAAAGGAUUGGAAAAAUGAAGAAAAACCAUCAAAUAUCAAGAAGCUAUACUUGCAUGGAAUUCCAUGAAAAUAAUUAUAAAAGACCAUUGAUGACAAUGAGUAAAUCCAGAAAGAAGCGAGAUAAAUGAAAUAUUUCU
This is a messenger RNA of Sapajus apella (tufted capuchin), 6916 nucleotides long. RefSeq names its product zinc finger protein 804B (gene ZNF804B). Gene Ontology annotation, cellular component: nucleus. The transcript has 3 exons. The record is from RefSeq and is a predicted model, not a curated record. NCBI's taxonomy places the organism in Eukaryota, Metazoa, Chordata, Mammalia, Primates, Cebidae. Bases 1144 to 5136 code for a protein of 1330 amino acids.